AUGGCAUGUCCUCUCGUACCGGAGCUCCGAGACUCCUUCACUUUCCUUUUCGAGACUGGCUCGUAUUCUGACCUCGUUGUCAAGAGCUCCGUAAAGACUUACAAUAUUCUGGACAAACACGCCAGGUCUGGAAUCUAA
Messenger RNA from Grosmannia clavigera kw1407, 138 nucleotides. RefSeq lists its product as uncharacterized. The coding region runs from base 1 to 138 and encodes 45 amino acids. The transcript is spliced from 3 exons. NCBI's taxonomy places the organism in Eukaryota, Fungi, Ascomycota, Sordariomycetes, Ophiostomatales, Ophiostomataceae. The record is from RefSeq and is a predicted model, not a curated record.